Messenger RNA from Xyrauchen texanus (razorback sucker), 4028 nucleotides. Its product is annotated as sodium-coupled neutral amino acid symporter 2-like. NCBI's taxonomy places the organism in Eukaryota, Metazoa, Chordata, Actinopteri, Cypriniformes, Catostomidae. The coding region runs from base 313 to 1815 and encodes 500 amino acids. The transcript is spliced from 16 exons. Gene Ontology annotation, biological process: L-glutamine transport; amino acid transmembrane transport. The record is from RefSeq and is a predicted model, not a curated record. Gene Ontology annotation, molecular function: L-glutamine transmembrane transporter activity.
ACGAUUUUGAUUCCGGGACGCGCCUAAAUUACAUCUGAUCAUUUUAAUCUUACAAUUUUAUGUUAAUAUUCAGCAUUCUGGAGCUUUCGAUUAUAUAUACAGUAUUUAUAUAUAUGGUUAAUGAUCUUGAGUAAUCCUUAGGAUAUCUAUUUAGUGUAUAUACCGGUAUAUUUUGAAGGAUAAACAAAUUAAGUUAUUGUUUUUAGAAUUGAUCUCUGGAACAUUCUACACACUGCUGGGAGUGUUUUUGAAAAUAAAAUAAGAAGAAAAGAAAAAAAAAAGAAGCAGAAUUUUGGUCUUUAAGUCUUAAGAAUGAACAAAGCCCCAGCGAAGACCGAGAUGAGCCAUUUUAACACCCCUCCAGAGACCGACAGCAACGAGUACACAAGUUAUGAAGACUGUCGCACCAAAGUCCCUCUCAAUGGAUUGCAGUAUAACGAUGUGGACGCGGAGAGUCAGAACUUCCUGCCCGAUCAUCAUUUGGGAAAGAAGAAAUAUGAAGAAUAUAGCACUGGCUCGGCAUCGUUUGGAAUGUCUGUGUUUAACCUCGGAAACGCCAUCAUGGGAAGUGGAAUUCUCGGGCUUUCCUAUGCCAUGGCCAACACUGGCAUCGCCCUGUUUGUGAUCCUGCUGGUCUGCGUGGCCAUUUUCUCCUUAUACUCCGUUCAUCUGCUGCUCAAAACGGCCAAUGAAGGAGGGUCUAUGGUGUAUGAACAGCUGGGCAACAAGGCGUUCGGAAUUCCGGGAAAACUGGCGGCAUCUUGUUCCAUCACCAUGCAGAACUUUGGAGCUAUGGCGAGCUACCUCUACAUUGUGAAGUACGAGCUGCCAAUCGUCAUUAAGGGCUUCUUGGACAACCCUGAUGCCAACAUGUGGUACACUAACGGCGAUUACCUGGUGCUCAUCGUAACCGUGUCCAUCAUUUUGCCGCUCUCGCUGCUUAAAAACUUGGGUUACCUGGGAUACACAAGCGGGUUUUCCUUGUUGUGCAUGGUGUUCUUCGUUAUUAUGGUGAUCUACAAGAAGUUCCAGAUCCCCUGUCCUCUACCGGAAGACUUCAUUAAUAUCACAACGAACAACACCGUGCCACCGCAGCACAACGCCACCGAUGAAAACUGCUGCCAACCCAAGUACUUCGUCUUUAACUCGCAGACCGUCUACGCAGUACCCAUUCUCACCUUUGCGUUUGUGUGCCAUCCGGCCAUUCUGCCCAUGUAUGAGGAGCUCAGAGAUCGUUCCAGAAAAAGGAUGCAGAGUGUGGCAAACGUGUCAUUUCUGGGCAUGUUUGUGAUGUAUCUGCUGGCCGCUCUGUUCGGAUAUCUGACCUUCAACGAGGCCGUGGAACCCGAGCUCCUGCACACGUACUCCAGGGUCUACAGCUUUGACAUUUUGCUUCUGAUCGUCCGUUUUGCCGUCCUGAUCGCAGUAACGUUGACCGUGCCCGUGGUUCUCUUUCCGAUUCGUACCUCCGUCAACCAGCUGCUCGGCGCGUCUAAAGGCUUCAGCUGGCCGCGUCACAUCUGCAUCACCGUCGCGCUGUUGGUCUGCGUCAACAUCCUCGUCAUCUUCGUUCCCACCAUCAGAGAUAUCUUCGGAUUCAUCGGUGCGUCUGCCGCAGCUAUGCUGAUCUUCAUCCUGCCGUCGGCAUUUUACAUCAGACUGGUGAAGAAAGAGUCCAUGAAGUCCGUGCAGAAGAUCGGGGCGUUGCUGUUCCUUAUCCUGGGUUUCAUCGUCAUGAUCGGCAGCAUGACUUUGAUCGUCCUCGACUGGAUUCACAACGCCACCGCUUCAGAAACCCACACCAACGGGAACUAGUGGGUGUGUCCCAACUCUGAUUGACAGGAGGAGGCGGAGCAAAGCCACUCAAACUGCAAUUUAACUAAGCUGCUCUUUUAUCAGCGCGGAGCAAAAACAAACAUCCAUUCUGAGAGAAUGUCUUGAACUUUGUACAGUAUUGCUGUUAGCCCACAAUGAUGGUGAUCAGCUGUUAAUGUUGUGCUUUUCCCCAUUGAUCUGAUUUGUUGUUCAUUUUAGUUGGUUUUGUGUUGAUUUCUGGUGGUACGUUGCUCAGAGGGUCGAUCCGUUCGUGCUCCGCUUUUCAGGUUUGACAUCUUGUAUCGCAACGUUUUGAUUUCACCGAUCUAUUGCAAGCAGAGCGUCUGCAUUGCGUUUGACUUCCGUUUGUACCUUUUGCCAAAAAUAUUGAUGAUUGUGUGUCAAAAAGCACUUAACCGUCAGUAAAUGAGAAAAUUGUCCGUUCGCACAUUUUCGCUAGGCAUUUGUUACAAUGCUACUCAUGCUGUACUACUUGAGUCGCCUUUACCUGUCGUUUAGAUCUAUUAAUGAGCAAAUAUUGAUCUGUAGUUGUUUGUUUCUAACAGGUAGAGCAACUAAAUCAAUUUACUGAAACCUUAUUUAAAGCCCAGGCGACGGCUAAUCGCCGACUACAGGAGCGUUUAACCAAAAUACAUCUCAUUACUGAGAUAUCUUGACUUGUGAACGCCUUUUAAAGAUGCUGUGAGCGAUUCGCAACCACUAGGUGGCGCCAGAAGAUUCCAAUCCGUUUAAAUGUUAGCUGGAGUAAAAAGCGUUGGCUGUCAUGACAACUCCGAAUAAUUAAUUAUAUCAACGUAGCUAACCUUUGACCUUCGCUUCAUGACCUCCGGUGAGACGCUGUCUAUAAAACUGUGACCGGACCGCUUGCAAGCUCUCGGCCGGCUGAACACCACUUUGUGCUUGCAUUUGCCGUUUAUGUCGUGCUGCUUACCCGAGCGGCGUGAGCGCUGGAGGUCGUAGCGGUUUGUUAAAUGACUCCAGCAGGGACCUCUUGUUUGGACAUUUUAUCUUUGUACUUGCACUCGUUCUGGUGGAUCACACUCCUGUUUAUCAUUGGCACUAUCGAUGACCAUCGCAUGACCCAGUGGUAUGUGCGGUCAACAUGGCAGCGCCCAUGAGGGGGCGACCCGCUCGAUGUAAAAUCAAACCGCUUUUAUUGGGUUUCUGAUAUGACUGGAGUCAUCAUCUCAUGUGCAUAAUAAUGCAAUUCAUGUCUUUUAUGUGUAAAACUUAGUUUUACGCCAAAACGUACUUGGCGUACCUUUUAACCGUUACAUCACUCGUUAAGCAAAGACGCUAAUGUGAGUGAAAACACUGGAGACCGGAAAUUGAAAACAGUCGAAUCGUGGAGCACUUCCGCGCGGUGAUUGACAGGCAGAAAGUCUUCUGAUUGGCUAAACAAAUUGGCUUUUUCGCCGCUGUUUACCGAGUUCAAUUUCAAUGAUAUCUGACCGAAAAUAAAGCCGUUUUUGGCACGUCGUAUAAUUGAAAAAUCACAUGCAGCACCUUUAGCGAAUUAAGAACACUCUUGGUUUUGUUAUAACUGCUUUGUAAUGCCGAAACUGCACCGAAUCACGCGGCAAAAAGACUGCCAGUGUUUAAAUGUACUUACCAUUUCAGUGUUUGCCAGCGGCAGCUUGAAGUUGUUCCUUGAGCGAGAGACAGAGAGUUACAGAGAGAGAGAGAGAGUGUGUACCGCGGUCACUGCUCACACCUCACUUGUGCUUCCAACGGCUAAACCUCACGUGUCAUCCAACCUGUUACUCUCCAACCGUUAUUUAUGGAAAAACAUCAGUGUAAUUUAAUCUGUAUUUAUAUAUUGUAUAUAUGUGUAUAUAUUCCACCAAUUGAACUGUAAAUAGAUGCUGUCAUUUAUUUCUUUUUUUCAAUUUUGCUCAAUAUGUUUGAAAUAUGAAAAAUAGCUUUAGAACCGCAGUGUUCAUGUGUUCCUCAGUGUGUCGGGGGCCAAAGGGAAAUGGGGCCCCUGAACAUCCUUUCGACACAAAUGCACCUUUUACACUACGAUGCUGUAUUUAAACCAGCAGAGGGGUGGAGCGCUCCUCAUGUGCAAGAGGCCAUUCCUGCGAAUGAUACGCUCUUGUUUCAAUGAAACACUCUGUAUAUCGUGUAAUUAAUGUCUAAUAAAGGUUCGAGAUCACUCCUCCAUGUGUCUCAUUGUCUCCAUGUGUAAG